AUGAAUGUGUAUGAUGAUGUUCUUGACGCCACUGUUGUGUCUCAUUCUCUAACAGCUCAUUUUACUACUUCUGAUUAUGAGGAACUCUUAGUUGUCAGGACGAACAUUCUUUCUGUGUACAGACCUACCAGAGAUGGAAAGUUGUAUUUGACUGAUGAGUUCAAGCUUCAUGGUUUGAUCACUGAUAUAGGCCUAAUUCCUCAAAAGGAUAGCCCAUUAAGUUGCCUGCUUUUAUGCACAGGUGUCGCCAAGAUCUCUAUUUUAAAGUUUAACAGUUUAACAAACUCAAUCGACACAUUGAGCCUGCACUACUAUGAAGGUAAGUUCAAGGAAAAGUCACUGGUAGAAUUGGCCAAAACUUCCACCCUAAGAAUGGAUCCUGGAAAUGCUUGCGCAUUACUAUUCAAUAAUGACAUUAUUGCAUUUUUACCUUUUCAUACUAAUAAAAAUGACGAAGAUGAUGAUGAGGAUGACGAUAACAUAGAGGAGGAAGAAUUGGUCCAUAACACAGACCAAAAGUCUCGAACAACAAACACUUUUUAUAGGAGGAAAAGAACCAAGCUAUGUGAUAAGUUCACAGUGCCGAGCGUAAUAUUAACAGCUAAUGAGUUAUACGAAGGUGCUAAUAAUAUCAUUGAUAUCCAGUUUUUAAAAAAUUUUACCAAACCAACAGUGGCGAUCUUAUACCAACCGAGACUUGUUUGGGCAGGAAAUUCAAAAGUUUCGAAAUUCCCUACGCAAUACGUUAUACUCACAUUAAAUAUACAAUCUACAGAAAAUUCUGCAAGGAUAGAAUCGACAACAAUAGCGUUUGUGAAAGAAUUACCUUGGGAUCUGCACACGGUCGUACCUGUUUCGAAUGGUGCUAUCAUUGUAGGGGCUAAUGAACUGGCAUUCCUAGAUAACACAGGCGUUUUACAAUCGACGAUAUUACUAAAUUCAUUUGCCCAGAAAGAUUUACAAAAAACAAAAAUUAUCAAUAAUUCCUCAUUGGAAAUUCUGUUCAGAGAAAAAGGCACAACGUCAAUUUGGAUGCCUUCAUCCAGGAACAAAAAGGGAGGAAACAAUAGUGACGAAACCUUACUACUCAUGGAUUUGAAAUCUAAUAUAUAUUAUAUCCAGAUGGAAGCUGAGGGUAGGUUACUGAUUAAGUUUGACAUAAUCAAGUUACCUAUCGUCAAUGAUCUUUUGAAGGAAAAUUCAGAUCCAAAAUGUAUAACACGUUUGAACGCGACCAACUCAAACAAAAAUAUGGACUUGUUCAUCGGGUUUGGCUCAGGAAAUGCUUUAGUUCUUAGAUUAAACAACUUGAAAUCAACCAUAGAAACAAGAGAAGAACACAAACUACCUCCAAACAAAAACAGACUAAUGGAUGAUAAUGAUGAGGAUGAUGAAGAACUGGAAGAUUUAUACGCUGAUGAGGCCCCCGAAAAUGGGCUAACAGCCAAUGAUUCGAAAGGCACUGUGGAAACCGUUCAACCAUUCGAUAUAGAGCUGUUAUCAUCUCUAAAAAAUAUUGGACCUAUAACAUCAUUGACCAUAGGCAAAGCAUCUUCAAUUGAUGAUAUAGUAAAAGGAUUACCAAAUCCGAAUAAAAACGAGUAUUCGCUAGUUGCCACAUCUGGAAAUGGUUCAGGUUCUCAUUUGAACGUCAUACAGACAAGUGUUCAACCGGAAAUUGAAUUGGCAUUAAAGUUUAUCAGUAUAACGCAAAUUUGGAAUCUUAAGAUCAAAGGAAGGGAUAGGUACUUAAUAACAACUGAUUCAGCAAAAUCCAGGAGCGACAUAUAUGAAAGUGAUAACAACUUCGAGCUGCAUAAGGGGGGCCGUUUAAGAAGAGAUGCAACCACAGUUUACAUAUCAAUGUUUGGUGAGGAAAAAAGAAUAAUACAAGUUACCACGAAUCACCUAUAUUUAUAUGACACACAUUUUAGGCGUCUCACCACAAUUAAGUUUGACUACGAAGUUAUUCAUGUUUCUGUUAUGGAUCCGUAUAUCUUAAUCACCGUUUCAAGAGGUGAUAUUAAGAUAUUUGAACUGGAAGCAAAAAACAAAAGAAAAUUGUUAAAAGUUGAUUUACCGGAGAUAUUAAAUGAAAUGGUUAUUACAUCAGGUUUGAUUUUAAAAAGUAACAUGUGUAAUGAAUUUUUGAUCGGAUUGAGUAAAUCUCAAGAGGAACAAUUAUUGUUUACAUUUGUUACUGCGGAUAAUCAAAUAAUUUUUUUCACUAAAGAUCACAAUGAUAAAAUUUUCCAAUUAAACGGUGUUGACCAAUUAAAUGAAUCUUUGUACAUUAGCACUUAUCAAUUGGUCGAUGAGAUUGUGCCUGAUCCAUCAAUCAAACAGGUGAUGAUAAAUAAACUGGGCCAUGACAAUAAAGAAGAAUAUUUGACAAUCCUGACCUUUGGAGGGGAAAUAUACCAAUACAAAAAACUACCACAGAGGCGUAGUAGGUUUUAUAGAAACGUUACAAGAAACGACCUAGCUAUUACUGGUGCUCCUGAUAACGCGUACGCCAAGGGAGUAAGUUCAAUCGAAAGAAUAAUGCAUUAUUUUCCCGAUUAUAACGGCUAUUCGGUAAUAUUUGUAACCGGUAGUGUCCCAUACAUAUUAAUAAAAGAAGAUGAUUCUACACCGAAAAUUUUCAAAUUUGGGAAUAUACCCUUAGUGUCAGUCACGCCUUGGAGCGAGCGUUCAGUCAUGUGUGUCGACGAUAUUAAAAACGCUAGAGUUUAUACUCUAACUAUUAACAAUAUGUAUUAUGGCAACAAAUUGCCAUUGAAACAGAUAAAAAUUAGUAACGUACUUGACGAUUACAAAACUCUACGAAAAAUUGUUUACCAUGAAAGGGCUCAAUUGUUUCUUGUGUCUUAUUGCAAGCGGUUCCCUUACGAAGCACUAGGGGAGGACGGAGAAAAGGUUAUUGGCUAUGACGAGAAUGUUCCACACGCAGAAGGAUUUCAAAGUGGAAUACUGCUUAUUAACCCCAAAAGUUGGAAAGUGAUUGACAAGAUUGAUUUUCCAAAGAAUUCUUUUGUUAAUGAAAUGAGAUCCUCAAUGAUACAAGUUAAUUCCAAAACUAAGAGGAAAAAAGAAUAUGUUAUAGCUGGUGUCGCAAAUGCCACAACUGAAGACACACCGCCUACUGGUGCUUUCCAUAUCUAUGAUGUUACUGAAGUUGUUCCCGAACCUGGAAAGCCUGAUACAAACUAUAAGCUCAAAGAAAUUUUCCAGGAAGAAGUCAGUGGAACUGUAUCUACUGUUUGUGAAAUUAGUGGAAGGUUCAUGAUUAGUCAAAGUCAAAAAGUUCUGGUAAGAGAUAUACAAGAAGAUAACUCUGUCAUACCAGUUGCGUUUUUGGAUAUUCCCGUUUUCGUUACGGACUCUAAAAGUUUUGGAAAUCUCUUGAUAAUUGGCGAUGCUAUGCAAGGAUUCCAAUUUGUUGGUUUUGACGCAGAACCAUAUAGAAUGAUUUCAUUGGGUAGAAGUAUAUCAAAAUUUCAAACAAUGUCACUAGAGUUUUUGGUGAAUGGAGGUGAUAUGUACUUUGCGGCAACCGAUGCUGAUAGAAACGUACAUGUUCUGAAAUAUGCGCCCGAUGAGCCGAAUUCUCUAUCAGGCCAACGUUUAGUUCAUUGUUCUAGUUUCACCCUGCAUUCCAUUAAUAGUUGUAUGAUGCUCUUACCAAGGAACGAGGAAUUCAGCUCUCCUCAAGUACCUUCGUUUCAGAACAUUGGUGGUCAAGUGGAUGGGUCCGUCUUCAAAAUAGUUCCUUUGAGUGAAGAAACAUACAGAAGAUUGUAUGUGAUCCAGCAACAAAUCAUUGAUCGAGAAUUACAAAUAGGUGGUUUAAACCCUCGUAUGGAAAGAUUGGCCAACGAAUUCUAUCAAAUGGGUCACUCCAUGAGGCCUAUGCUUGAUUUCAACGUUAUACGAAGGUUUAGUGGACUAGCCAUCGAUAGACGAAAAAGUACUGCACAAAAAGCAGGAAGGCAUGCACAUUUUGAAGCGUGGAGAGAUAUCAUUAAUAUAGAAUUCUCAAUGAGAUCUUUAUGCCAGGAUAGGUGA
This is a messenger RNA of Saccharomyces mikatae IFO 1815, 4068 nucleotides long. RefSeq names its product cleavage/polyadenylation factor CFT1 (gene CFT1). Gene Ontology annotation, cellular component: mRNA cleavage and polyadenylation specificity factor complex; nucleus. The record is from RefSeq and is a predicted model, not a curated record. Bases 1 to 4068 code for a protein of 1355 amino acids. Gene Ontology annotation, molecular function: protein binding; nucleic acid binding. The transcript has a single exon. Lineage: Eukaryota; Fungi; Ascomycota; Saccharomycetes; Saccharomycetales; Saccharomycetaceae.